GGAAUUGAUUAUAUAUGGUAAUUCUUAUCAAUAUCAUAAUUACUAAUUAACUUAAACUUUUAUAAAUUUGUGGUAAAUUGCAGUAGAUUUGUCUAACUCUUUGUAUAAAAAAAAUACUCAUUUUAAAAAAAUAACCUAACAAAAUGCCAACUUGGCAGUUGGCAUAGAUGAAAACAAUACGUACAUCGUUCUGAAUUGUGUGAAAAUAAGUCUGAAAUCACUAGUGUUCCCGAAAUGUUGUUAAUUACACGUCGAUCGAAAUUAUUAAGAAUUAUUGCAGUGAUAUGUAUUAUUCUACCCUUAUUAUACUUAUUAUUUGUUCGACAUGAAAGAAAACGUUUGAGUAACUAUCAAGCAGCCGAGUACAAUCAACAAUGGGUAAAACCAUUUUUAAGUGAUGGUCCAGGUAAUUACGAACCACAAGAUUUAAAACCACGGAUUGGUCCUGGUGAAAACGGACAAAAACAUAUCCUUCGAUCCGAUCAAAAAAAUGCAGCCCAAGAUUCUGAAUCAGAAUUUGGUAUGAAUAUUGCUUGUUCUGAUGAAAUUUCGUUAGAUCGAUCUAUAGUGGAUACACGUGAUCCAGAAUGCAAACGAUGGAAUUAUCCAACAAAAUUACCAUCAACAAGUGUGAUAAUAGUUUUCCAUAAUGAAGGAUGGUCAGUGUUGUUAAGAACCGUGCAUUCGGUUUUAAAUCGAUCUCCAGAACAUUCGUUGACUGAAGUGCUACUUGUGGACGAUUUUAGUGAUAAACCACAUUUGGGGAAAAAAUUAGAAGAUUAUAUUGAGAGUUUAGAUAGUCGAGUGCGUUUAAUAAGAAAUAAACAACGUGAAGGUUUAAUUCGAACAAGAUCCCGUGGUGCACAAGAAGCGAAAGGUGAAAUUAUUGUAUUUUUGGAUGCACAUUGUGAAGUGAACUUAAAUUGGUUACCCCCACUAUUAGCUCCAAUUAUGCGGGAUCGUAGAACUAUGACUGUACCUAUAAUUGAUGGAAUUGACCAUAACAACUUUGAGUAUCGACCAGUCUAUACGUAUGGGCACUAUUUUCGUGGUAUAUUCGAAUGGGGUAUGUUAUACAAAGAAAAUGAACUUGGUUACAAGGAAUUAUCAAAACAAGAAUAUCCAACGGAACCAUAUAAAAGUCCUACUCAUGCAGGAGGAUUAUUCGCAAUCGAUCGUAACUACUUUUUAGAAAUUGGUGCAUACGAUCCAGGACUAUUAGUAUGGGGUGGAGAAAACUUUGAAUUAAGUUUCAAAAUAUGGCAAUGUGGUGGAAGCAUUGAAUGGGUACCAUGUUCCCGUGUGGGCCAUGUUUAUCGAGGAUUUAUGCCGUACAACUUUGGUAAAUUGGCGAAAAAGAAGAAGGGUCCUUUGAUUACUAUUAAUUAUAAGCGAGUAAUUGAAACAUGGUUUGAUGAUAAGUAUAAACAAUAUUUCUACACUCGGGAACCUUUAGCUCAAUUUUUGGAUAUGGGCGACAUUUCCGAACAAUUGGCACUUAAAGAAAAAUUACAGUGUAAGAGUUUUGAUUGGUUUAUGAAGGAAGUUGCUUACGAUGUAUUUGAUAAGUUCCCUGAACUUCCUCCGAAUCUCCAUUGGGGUGAACUACGUUCGGCCGCAAAUGAUCGGUGUUUCGAUACAAGUGGAAAUGGUCCACCAGCUCUAAUGUCUUUGCAUUAUUGUCAUGGAUUAGGUAACAAUCAAUUGAUACGUUUAAAUGAAAAAGGUCAAUUGGGAGUGGGUGAACGAUGCAUUGAAGCAGAUAAUCAAGGUAUUAAAUUAGCAUUCUGUCGAUUGGGUACGGUGGACGGACCUUGGGAUUAUGAUGAAAUUAAUAAAACCUUAUAUCAUCGAGUUUAUCAAAAAUGUAUAGCGCUACAUCCGCAAACGGGACAUUUAUCGUUAAUGCCUUGCGAUAACAAUAACACGUAUCAACAAUGGAUUUUCAAACAAAUCAGACCCAACUAUAGAUGAAAUUAUUAAAUUUUUUUAUAUGAAAAUCGGUUUGUACUUUAAAGUAUGCAGAAGCUCAAAAUUUCUGAAAGAACUAAUAUUUCCUAAAAUUUAUUUAAAUUAAGUAAUUUAUGCGUUUUUUAAUUUAAAAUCUAAGUUAUUUACUACCUUUUUAUAAACCGUGACUAGACACCAGUAUAUUAUUAAAAAAUU
Chrysoperla carnea is the source of this 2166-nucleotide messenger RNA. It is a transcript of the gene Pgant7, whose product is annotated as N-acetylgalactosaminyltransferase 7. The transcript has a single exon. The record is from RefSeq and is a predicted model, not a curated record. The coding region runs from base 235 to 1974 and encodes 579 amino acids. NCBI's taxonomy places the organism in Eukaryota, Metazoa, Arthropoda, Insecta, Neuroptera, Chrysopidae. Gene Ontology annotation, cellular component: Golgi apparatus.